Messenger RNA from Vespula vulgaris, 3217 nucleotides. It is a transcript of the gene Clic, whose product is annotated as chloride intracellular channel exc-4. Gene Ontology annotation, biological process: chloride transport. The transcript has 5 exons. The coding region runs from base 457 to 1269 and encodes 270 amino acids. The record is from RefSeq and is a predicted model, not a curated record. Lineage: Eukaryota; Metazoa; Arthropoda; Insecta; Hymenoptera; Vespidae. Gene Ontology annotation, cellular component: apical plasma membrane; cytoplasm. Gene Ontology annotation, molecular function: chloride channel activity.
GAAGGGAUGAUGAAAGAACGUUAAAAUAAUGAAAAAAGAACGAACAUAAAUUAAAGAUAAUAAUUAGGGAGAAAUUCGGAAAAAGAAAACGACGAGAUGUAAAGAAGAACAAACACUCGAGACUACGAUCGAUCUAACAAACGACUUAUUCUCGUUCGAAUCAACGACCGGUAGACAAGGAUAGAGAUAUACAGAAACACAGGUUCGCACGAUCUGGCAACAUCGCGUUCGGAUCGCUGUAGCGGAGUCUACGUACGGUGGCGUCAGUAUUCCGCGAGCUUCCAUCGCGUACUCUUCAAAGAAAUCGUGACAGUGAUUGAUCGAUCGAUCGAGCGACCGAGCAAGAGAGCGAGCGAGCUAGCUAGCCGGAUUUUAGAGGUCGAAGAGAAACUGCGAAGAAAAGUCGCCUUUUUCGAUUGUUAAGGUACAACGAAGGAGAGAAAAUGGCGGACACGGAUGGACAUGAGAAUGGCACCAGCAACGGCGAUGUGCCUGAGAUCGAGCUUAUCAUCAAGGGGCAGGUCGUUGAAAUCACGAUUCAGGAAUAAAAUGGACGCGUCAACGAUCGAUGGUCGUCGAAAAGGCGCUUGUCUCUUUUGUCAGGAGUACUUUAUGGAUUUGUACCUUCUCGCCGAGUUAAAGACGAUCUCGUUGAAAGUAACUACCGUCGAUAUGCAAAAACCACCACCUGACUUUCGUACCAAUUUCCAAGCGACCCCACCUCCUAUCUUGAUCGACAAUGGCGACGCCAUAUUGGAGAACGAAAAGAUCGAACGACACAUCAUGAAGAAUAUACCCGGUGGACAUAAUCUUUUCGUACAGGAUAAAGAAGUUGCCACUUUAGUAGAGAAUUUGUUUAGCAAAUUGAAAUUGCUACUGCUCAAUGCAAAAGACAAGGAUAAAGAUCCGAAGUCAUCCUCUUUGAUGGCACACUUACGAAAGAUCGACGAACACUUGGGUCGCAAGGGUACGCGCUUUCUCACGGGCGAUACGAUGUGCUGUUUCGAUUGCGAACUCAUGCCACGACUUCAACACAUCAGGGUCGCUGGGAAAUACUUUGCGAAUUUUGAAAUUCCCGAAAGUCUGGUACAUCUUUGGAGAUACAUGCAUCAUAUGUACAGGCUUGAUGCAUUUCUACAAAGUUGUCCGGCCGAUCAAGACAUCAUUAAUCAUUAUAAAUUACAACAGAGCAUGAAGAUGAAAAAGCAUGAGGAAUUGGAGACGCCAACGUUCACUACCAGCAUCCCUAUCGAGGUCAAUGACGACUAGGCUGGACCUUCGUCGAGUCUAAGAUCUCUUUUUUUUUUUUCUUUUCCUUGGAUUCGAGACGAUAUAGUCAACAUCAUCAACGAUAACAACAACAACAACAAAAAUAUUAAGAACAACAACACAGUCCUCCUAAUACGAUCGACCUAUCGCGACAAUGAAUAUUUGAUGUAAGCGAAGUUUCGAUGGACCGUGUUUCGAACUUGAAGAUGAAUCAUUCGUGUCUUAUCGUUAGAGAAGGAAGGAAGGAAUGGAGAAAAGGAGAACAUUCCAUCGAAACUUCUCGUCGUUUAAAAAAUUGCUGUUGACACGAUUAAGUCGAUCAAUGUAAAAAAUAUUUCGAAAAGCCUUUGCUACAUAUAUAUAUAUAUAUAUAUAUAUAUAUGUGUGUGUGUGUGUGUAUGGCUGAGCCAAAUCCAGACUAACUUAGCUUUUUUAUCGCGGUACUUUGAACAAGUAAAAAAAAAAAUAAUAAUAAUAAAAAAAAAAGAGAAGGAAGAAGAAGAAAAAAAAACAGAAAAAAGUCUACAAGCCCAAGUUUGAUUCUUUAUUUAAAUUUACAUGCACGUAUGUACAUACGAGUAUAAAUUGACAGCGUCGUGUUUCUUUUCCGCUUAUUUUUCUUUGAUUUUUAAUAUUACAUACGAAUAAUGUAUGUAAACGUUUAUCAGUAGAACAACGCAACGUUGCGUUGAUAAUAAAUCGGACUUGUCAUUUUCGAUGAUGGCGAUUAUUUCUAUUUGGUAAUAAAACGAAGAAGAGAUAUUACGAAUAGGAAUAAGAGUUUAUUUUUUAUUUUUAUUUUUAUCUUUCUUUCUUUCUUUCUUUUUUUUUUUUUUUUUUUCUUUCGAGGCAACGAGCGAGCGUGUGAUGAUAAGAUGAAAGAAGAAAAAGAAAGGAAAAAGAAAUUUAAAAAAAAGAAAUACAUACUAUAAAUAAUUACAUAAAAGGUAAAAAAAUAAAUAAAUAAAUAAAUAAAUAAAAAAUCACGAAGAACACAGGAGAAACGCCGUGCAUCGAAGAAGGAAGAAGAACGAUCCCAUUAAAGUAUAUAUUAUAUUUACUUGUGGGAUUGAUGGUCUUACGUCAGGGCUUAAAAGUAACGCUUUUACGCAUGGGGGAGGGAUGGGAGGAGCGACACUUCCUCUUUGUUGUGUCCGCAUCUUUAUUUUAUAACACUCCGAAAGAUAACGUCUAGUCUUAAUCCAUCCGGAGCUUGAGUCUUUUAAAACGAAUCUUUACCUAAGGACUUUGUUUGAAAAUGUUAUUAGACGACUUAUCGCAUUAGUCAGAACGCUUUGUUGUUAGCUUCUCAUAGGCUUUUUCAUCAUUUAGUGUAAUACAAAUUCUUUAGAAAAUGUUAUGCAUGGAAACAUUAAGGGGUAAAGGAUAUUCGUCGUGUAAUACAAAGAAGGAAUGUACAUACAUAAUACAUACAUGCAUGCAUGCAUACAUGUAUUUCAACUAGCUCGGCAUUGCACGGUACAUACGUUUCUUCUACGAGUUCUUCGACACGCGAAAUACCUUGUUACGUUUACAUUUUCGUUAUCCACUUAUAGGCGAGCGUGCGUAACCGAGAAGAUCAUAAGUGUCCGAUAAGAGCAAAAGUACAACGAUUUUUCCGUUCAGAAUGAAUAUGGCGGUUUUUCGUCGUACCAUUAAGCGCGAUUUUUGCAGAUCUUCCGCGUGCUUCUUCCGAACGUUCGCGAAUUAGUCGCAAACGUGGAUAAUUAUUAAUAAUGAUAAUAAUAUUGGAAGAUGGCAAAUAGAUCGCGACGUCGUUCGACUUUAUUAAUAAAAACUGAACGAAGCGAAUGCGCGAAUAAACGUCUAAUUGGAUAUUUCGUAAUAGCGGUUAUAUUAUUAUUAUUAUUAUUAUUAUUAUUAUUAUUAUUAUUAUAUUAUAUUAUUAUUAUUAUUAUAUUAUUAUAUUAUAUUAUUAUUAUUAUUA